This is a messenger RNA of Ceratina calcarata, 6796 nucleotides long. It is a transcript of the gene Khc, whose product is annotated as kinesin heavy chain. Gene Ontology annotation, biological process: microtubule-based movement. The transcript is spliced from 14 exons. Gene Ontology annotation, molecular function: microtubule motor activity; ATP binding; microtubule binding. The record is from RefSeq and is a predicted model, not a curated record. Lineage: Eukaryota; Metazoa; Arthropoda; Insecta; Hymenoptera; Apidae. Bases 554 to 3466 code for a protein of 970 amino acids.
CGAACAGGAGGAACAAGGAACGGGUGGGCGGUCGGUGGCGCGCGCGCGCGCACACGCACGUUCGGUUCGACGCGUUUGCGUUAGACUUUGUCUAUAUAGAGUUAUCAUCGAUUUAGUUUUUAGAGUGCCGCCGUGAGUAAUAAUUUGAACAAGACCAAGUGUUCCGGCCUUAGCUAGGUGUAUAGGCAAAAUAGGGAUGCAUCGUCGGUAGAGCAACAAAAUCGGCGCGCGUCGUCGUCCAUGUUCCUUGUCUCCGGCAGCUCGGUAAAAGGGCACUACAGGCACGGUAAUCGCCAGGUCGGUUCUCACGCGCGGUUCGCGCACGCAAAUCGUCGGACCACCCGCAAAAUCGUCGUCGAACAGCGGCAGCGGCAGCCAUCUUUACUCCGCUCCGAGACGGGCUGUGGUUCGUUCGUCGUGUGGUGUGACUGACAGUAGUGUGGUUCUUGAUGCGGUACACGCGACCAUCUCGCUCGGAAAACGUUCUCAAGUGUGGCUUUUAAAAGUACGGAACUGAGGGAACUCGUGUGACGGAUCCGGGGUCUAACAAAUUAUGGCAAUGGAGACGCCGAGGGAGCGCGAGAUCGCCGCGGAGGACAGUAUCAAGGUAGUCUGCAGGUUUCGACCUUUGAACGACUCCGAGGAAAAGGCUGGUUCCAAGUUCAUCGUGAAAUUCCCCUCCGGCGGCGAGGAUAAUUGCAUCUCGAUCGGGGGAAAAGUAUAUCUUUUCGACAAAGUGUUUAAACCGAAUGCUACUCAAGACAAAGUGUACAAUGAAGCAGCCAGAUCGAUCGUCACAGACGUAUUGGCAGGGUACAAUGGCACUAUUUUCGCAUAUGGUCAAACAUCUUCAGGAAAGACGCACACCAUGGAAGGUGUCAUCGGAGAUUCAAACAAGCAGGGUAUCAUACCCCGAAUCGUUAAUGACAUUUUCAAUCAUAUCUAUGGUAUGGAAGAGAAUUUGGAGUUUCACAUCAAGGUAUCAUACUUUGAGAUCUACAUGGAUAAGAUCAGGGAUCUCCUCGAUGUGUCAAAGGUGAAUUUAAGUGUACACGAAGAUAAGAAUCGGGUACCGUUCGUGAAGGGUGCGACCGAACGGUUCGUAUCCAGUCCCGAGGAAGUGUUCGAAGUGAUAGAGGAAGGCAAGUCGAACAGGCACAUCGCCGUGACCAACAUGAACGAGCACAGCUCGCGUUCUCAUUCCGUAUUCUUGAUAAACGUGAAGCAAGAGAAUUUAGAAAACCAAAAGAAACUUUCCGGGAAGCUGUAUCUCGUCGAUUUAGCUGGCUCAGAAAAGGUCUCUAAAACUGGAGCAGAAGGCACCGUGCUCGACGAAGCAAAAAAUAUUAACAAAUCACUGUCGGCGCUCGGCAACGUGAUCUCGGCUUUGGCCGACGGAAACAAGACUCACAUUCCUUAUCGUGAUUCCAAGUUGACCAGAAUCUUACAAGAAUCUCUGGGCGGCAAUGCGAGAACUACGAUCAUCAUUUGCUGUUCACCGGCCAGUUUCAACGAGUCGGAAACGAAAUCCACUUUAGAUUUCGGUAAGCGUGCUAAGACCAUUAAGAACGUCGUAUGCGUCAACGAGGAAUUGACCGCCGAAGAAUGGAAACGCCGCUACGAGAGGGAGAAAGAGAAGGCGGCCAGAUUGAAAGGAAAAGUGGAGAAAUUGGAGGCUGAAUUGUCGCGUUGGCGACAGGGCGAGACCGUCAAGCCGGAAGAGCAAGUAAAUCUGGUGGAUGGACCAGACGUUACGACGCCUAUCAACGUGUCCAUUGAAGGCAAACUCGAUGACGGGCCGAUGCCGGCCACACCGGCCGGAAGCUUGAUGGCUGGUUCUUUGUCGAACGAGGAGAGGCAAAAACUGGAGGAGGAACGUGAGAGGCUUUACCAACAACUGGACGACAAAGACGAAGAGAUCAAUCAACAAUCGCAGUACGUCGAGAAUUUGAAGGAACAGAUACACGAACAAGCGGAAUUGAUCGCGACCGCGAGGCGCGAGUACGAGAAAUUGCAACAAGAAGUGAACAGGACGCAGCAAGAACACGAACGCGCGAAGGAGGAAGUGAAGGAAGUUUUGCAAGCAUUGGAAGAAUUGGCAGUGAAUUACGAUCAGAAAUGUCAAGAGUACGACAUGAAGAAGAAGGAGGUGGAAACGUUGACGGAGGAACUUUUGGCAAAGCAAACGACGCUGAAUACGACCGCUUCGGAAUUGCAACAGUUGAAGGACAUGUCGGCUCAUCAGAAGAAACGAAUCGCGGAAAUGUUGGCCAACUUCUUAAAAGAUCUGGGCGAAAUCGGAGUUGCGAUCGGUGGCGAUGAAAAUCUGAAGGUUUCACCUCCGGAGAGCAAUGGUAAACUGGAAGAGGAGUUCACGGUAGCUAGGCUGUUCAUUAGCAAAAUGAAAUCGGAGGUGAAGAAUCUGGUGCAACGUUGUCAAGGAUUAGAAAGUUUCCAAGUAGACUAUAACAAGAAAGUCGCCGAGUACGAAAAGGAUCUGGCCGAUUGUCGGCUAUUAAUUUCUCAACACGAAGCUCGUAUGCAGACGUUGACGGAGUCUAUGAAAGUAGCAGAGGCACGUAAACGUGCCUUGGAAGAGGAAGUCGACGCUUUACGCGAGGAGUGCGCCAAACUGAAGGCCGCGGAACAGGUGCAAGCUGUAACAAAUAAAGAGAAGGCACAGGAGAAAGAAGCAGCAACGAAGAUGCGAGUCGCGUUAGAAGAGCAAAUGGAUCAGUUGCGGGACGCUCAUCAGAAACAGGUCGCCGCUCUCAGAGACGAGCUGUCCGAGAAACAAGAGUUGAUCAGUGAACUGAAAGAUUUGAACCAGAAGUUCACGUUGGCUCAUCAGCAGAUGCAGGCCGACUACGAACGAUUGAAACAAGAAGAAGCGAACAAGUCUAUCAAACUGCAGGAAUUGCUGCUACUCAAUGAACGCCGUGAACAGGCUCGAAAGGAUCUGAAGGGUCUGGAGGAAACGGUAGCCAAAGAACUUCAAACGUUGCACAAUCUACGGAAAUUGUUCGUUCAAGAUCUUCAUACUAGAAUAAAGAAGACUAUGACGUCGGACGAUAACGAAGACGAUGGUGGGUCGCUCACGCAGAAACAAAAGAUUUCCUUCCUCGAGAAUAACUUGGAUCAACUGACAAAAGUUCAUAAGCAGCUUGUCAGGGAUAACGCUGAUCUUCGAUGCGAAUUACCGAAACUUGAAAAGAGAUUACGGACCACGAUGGAGCGCGUGAAAGCUCUUGAGACGGCAUUGCGGGACGCGAAGGAAGGCGCGAUGCGAGAUCGUAAACGUUAUCAGUACGAGGUGGACAGAAUCAAGGAAGCUGUCAGACAGAAGAGCUUGGCUCGCCGUGGGCCCAGCGCGCAAAUCGCUAAGCCGAUCAGAGCUGGCCAGCACCAUUUAACGAACGUUGCUAUCAGAACGGGAAACCGCGAUUUGGGUAACAACGUACAGUGAUCGUGAGCAUAAUGCCAAAUCCUUCACUUUUACAGAAAACGAACGCAAGAAUGCUUUCAUCAAUGAAAACAAUAGAGUCGCCGAUACUCUAAUUUGUAGUGGAUAUCCGUAAAUGUUACAAUUAUUUAGUAAGGGUAAUAGACGUAAUAUAUCCGCAAGAAGCACCGCCAGUUCUUUUCAUUUGUCUCGAAGCAACGAGCAUGUACUUAGGUAUAUUCAAAUUCAACACUAAACGCGUUAAGUUAUACAACGUAUGUAGCGCUGCAUGUCCCAUCGAUUUGUAAAUAGUUAAUUUUUAUAAGUUAUUUAACUUAAUAUCUUGCACGAUACAAGUAACGGUGAAUGUCUAUCAAAUAAUCGAUCGAAGGCCUCUCGUCGAACACGAGUCGAACUUGUCUCUGUAUUUGUUUCCGAUCGUCAAAAGUUCCCGUUUUCGUCGUCGUCUUAUCUUUGUACUUGAUCAAACGGCAAACAAGUGAAUUCAAUUUAUUAUAUAUGGAAUGGGACGCCGAUUCCUAUUCCGAUUCCGCAAAUUAUUCGCUUUAAAUCAGAUAAUUUAAGAGAACGUGAGAGUGAGAGUGAGUGAGAGAGAGAGAGAGAGAGAGAGAAAGAGAGAUUUUUGGUCGCUACUGCGAAACACGAUGAUUGGACAUGCGGCAUUGAUCGAAAUUGUAGGGACGAUCGUGGCUUAUUAACUAUUUGUAAUUGUAAGAUUUCUCUCCAUCGCCGUUGAAACAGAAUCGUGAUGAUUGAUUUCUUCUACUCUUUGGAUCGUUCGGAGGGUCCGCUUAACUGGGAAAGUUAAGUUUGCCGGCUGCUCCGAACAUUACCGAGAUCCAAUACGACGUUUCAUCGUCCUCUGUCAUUUUCAUCGUCGUCAAUUGUACGCUCCAGCUUUCGUUGCAUCGAUCUUUAUAACGGUGUUUCGGGCACCAUGCGUUCAAGGUGGAACACGGACCACCGCGGUGGGAUACCGUGUCACGCACACGAUUCCCACAAUCAUCUAAUUUAAAUUAACUUAUUAUCGCUUGUUCUUCAUUUUCGUAUCAGAGGCUUUUAUACUAAUACGUUCAAAUACGUUCGUACGGACCGAUGAAAUUCAGUCGCGUUAAGCGAAAUUCUUUCGUGUCGUAUAAAUAUGUGAGCUUAUGUUUCUUGCUCGUGUCGAGCCUUUCGACGCUCUCGAAAGUUACCUAGACGUAUUACCGUAGCUUGCUGCUGUUGCUGAUCGUAUCGACCGAAUCGUGAGCUCUGUCGAAAAUCGUUGUUGCACACAUACACAGGUCCGCUUAAGUUCCUAAAACCUGUUGCAGACCGCACUUGUGAGAGCAUCGUUCACGCAUAUUUUCUCUCUCCCCCUGUCCGUGUAAUACUCGUUCCAUGUAACGCGUGUACACAAGCAUUUCGCGUUUCACGCUCUCACGAACUGUGAGGCCGACCGAUCGUUCACAAACGUCUGAUUUUUACGUACUUUUUUUUCCCCCUCACUAGUUCGUUGAGGAUCCUCUCGCAAAUAACGUCGAGCCGCCGCCGCCGCCACACUUACUCGGUCCUAUAUUUUGUCCAGAAAGCAGGAGAAUUCGUAUGAACAUAUUAAUGUAAUUAAGAUGAGAUUUUUGUGAAUCGCGCGCAACAAUAUACCUGUUGGUCCGAUGUAUGUGCGCUCGCUGGAAUCUUGUUACGCGCGGUUACUUUAUAGUAGGGGCUGCGUGUGAAAAAAAGAAAAGAAAUCGACAUUUCCGUUUAUCGAAUUGUCGUUGUCCGACAACGACAAGAGAAAUCAUGUUUUCAUUCGACAUAAUUUUUGUCAUCUUAACUUUGGUGAUGUCGUAUCUCGAGUAUCGAGGAUGAAUCACUCUGUGUUUGAUAAUGUGCAAAGACAAGUGCGUGGUGCAUAACGAGUGCAAUUAUUAUUGAAAUAUUCGUAUCAAAUGUAUGUAAAUAUAUAAUCGUACUCGGUUACAAUUAUUUGGCAGAUUCAAAGAGAACGAUCGUUGCAAAUCGAUCGUGAUCCUACUCGCGAAAGGCUGAUUGCAUAUGCUAUGUAUUUAACGCAAGAAAACGACAAACAUACACUCGAGAUAAUGUAUCUUUCGUUUUAACGUACAACCAGAAGGUAUCGUCGGUGUAUUCGGUGAAUUUUCAAUCGUGAUCGUGAAAUGAAAUUUCAACUCACAGGAGAACCCUCUCUCACCGUGAGUUUCGGGCAUCGACCACUUACCUCGUAAAUCACAUUGUCAAUCUUUUACCGUGAACAAAGAGAUCACACACUUGUCGCUUUCUUUCUUCUUGUUUAAAUCGAGGAUUCAGCAGCCUUUUCAGAUUGUAUAAAAAAUAAAAUUCGAAAAUAAAAUUCGAAAAUAAAAUUCGAAUGCUCGUCGAAAGAUUUUAAUCGAGCGUGUAUGCAGAUUCUCCGACGUGCAUGCACGCGGAGAAAUGAACAGAAAUAACACCAGAGUUAUGAUUAUUUUCGUAAUACACACCGGACGUAUCGAAAUGAAUGAAGAAAAAAUGAAAUAUAUAUAUAUAUAUAAAUAUAUAUAUAUACACACAUAUAACGAAAGAAGCAGAGUAUGUAGUUAACUCGUAGGAUAUUCGCACGGGAAAAAUCGAGGAUUACCGUUAACGCGAGAAGGAGGUGGAGAUGGAUCUAAGGCCGCUGUCGAAUUUUUUUGUAAACUGUACGAAGUAUGCGAGUGUGAAGGAAGGAAAUAAACAAGUUGAAGAAUGUAGAUGACUCGUUUCAUUGUUUCAUCGGAUAUACACGUAUGCCGGACGGAACAUGCUGUAAACAGGAGAAGCGGAUCAGACUCGUUCUAGUUAUAUUUAAAUAUUUAUGCGUUUUGCUACGAUCGGCUUUGCUAGAGAAAUUCUAUGUUCUGUUCGCGCGCGCGCUCAUUUAAUUGAUCAAGCUCUCCGCACCGUGCUACGAAAAUUUGCAGCCGUUUCUAAAUCGAAAUCCACGCCGAUGCUCGAUAGUGGCGGAUAGCGAGCGAGCGAGCGAGCGAGCGAGUGUGCGAGACCUACCUACGUCGUCGUCGAAGCAUCCAAGUAGGUUUACCGUAACAUAAACAUGCAAUGCGAAUAAUAAAUUGUUUUUUUCAUUGCAUGCGUCCGUGUACACUCGAUUAAAUUCAGGCGUCUACCUCAUUCGAUCCAGAAGAUGAAACGAGAAGUAGAAACUCCACGUGGAUAUAUUUGUAGCAUUAGAAGGUAGAUUUGUAUCCGGAACCUUCCUCCUCAUACGGAUAGCCUGUCAGCUUCUCGAGGUACUAUCUUGUAGAUUGUGAUACACGUAAAUUCUGAUUAAACUGAUUUAUAAUAUAUUAA